UUUUCUGAAGUGGUUUUAGCCGAAGAGAAAGCAACUGGAAAGCUCUUUGCGGUGAAGUGCAUUCCUAAGAAGGCGCUGAAGGGCAAAGAAAGCAGCAUAGAGAAUGAGAUAGCCGUGCUCAGAAAGAUUAAGCAUGAAAAUAUUGUUGCCCUGGAAGACAUUUAUGAAAGCCCAAAUCACUUGUACUUGGUCAUGCAACUUGUGUCCGGUGGAGAGUUGUUUGAUCGAAUAGUGGAGAAGGGAUUUUACACAGAGAAAGAUGCUAGCACUCUGAUCCGCCAGGUCUUGGAUGCUGUCUACUAUCUCCAUAGAAUGGGCAUCGUCCACAGGGACCUCAAGCCUGAAAAUCUCUUGUACUACAGUCAAGAUGAGGAGUCCAAAAUAAUGAUCAGUGACUUUGGAUUGUCAAAGAUGGAGGGCAAAGGAGACGUGAUGUCCACGGCCUGUGGGACCCCCGGCUACGUUGCUCCCGAGGUCCUCGCCCAGAAACCUUACAGCAAAGCUGUUGACUGCUGGUCCAUCGGAGUGAUUGCCUAUAUCUUGCUCUGUGGCUACCCUCCCUUUUAUGAUGAAAAUGACUCCAAGCUCUUUGAACAGAUCCUCAAGGCAGAGUAUGAGUUCGACUCCCCCUACUGGGAUGACAUCUCUGACUCUGCAAAAGACUUCAUUCGGAAUCUGAUGGAGAAAGAUCCAAACAAAAGAUACACAUGUGAGCAGGCAGCUCGGCACCCAUGGAUCGCAGGGGACACGGCCCUCAACAAGAACAUCCACGAGUCCGUCAGUGCCCAGAUCCGGAAGAACUUCGCCAAGAGCAAAUGGAGACAAGCGUUUAAUGCCACCGCCGUCGUGAGGCAUAUGAGAAGACUCCAUCUUGGCAGCAGCCUGGACAGUUCAAAUGCAGGCAGCCUCAGCUUGGCCGGCCAAAAUGAUUGAAUUCCAGCCCUUCAGUUUUUCCAAGAACUCUCCAUGAAGAUAAACCAAAGAAUGUAUAUACUUAUGUGCAUAGCCCAUGGACACGGGCAAUAGGGUAGUGAAGACCUGGGUG
Molecule: messenger RNA, 1045 nt
Organism: Myotis lucifugus (little brown bat)
Lineage: Eukaryota; Metazoa; Chordata; Mammalia; Chiroptera; Vespertilionidae
Gene: CAMK1D
Product: calcium/calmodulin dependent protein kinase ID
Exons: 10
Coding region: 193-933 (246 amino acids)
Biological process (GO): peptidyl-serine phosphorylation
Cellular component (GO): intracellular anatomical structure
Molecular function (GO): calcium/calmodulin-dependent protein kinase activity; calmodulin binding; ATP binding
Source: RefSeq, a predicted model, not a curated record